Lolium perenne is the source of this 910-nucleotide messenger RNA. RefSeq lists its product as uncharacterized. Lineage: Eukaryota; Viridiplantae; Streptophyta; Magnoliopsida; Poales; Poaceae. The record is from RefSeq and is a predicted model, not a curated record. Gene Ontology annotation, molecular function: DNA binding.
GAUCCACAAAAGACAAUCCAAUUGAAAUUGACAGUGAUCCAAGCUUGUACUCCGGUUCUUCAAGCUCAGACGCUACCAUGUGUGACAAGUCUGACUGUGACUGUCAAUCCCUUGGGGUCUUCAGAGGGCCACUGGUAAGUGGGAGCCAUGACUUUGAUGAGCACUGCAUGUUUGGAAAUGACAUGUACUUGACAAAAGGUCAAGUCGAUUUCCUUAAUGAGCACUGCAACCACUUUCCAACAGAGGAAUUUGAGUACUAUAUCUACAGGAUGACCAAGUCAGCAGUGAUAAAGAAUAAAUGCAAGCUGGAUAUUGGAAAGAAGUUCACUGCCAAGUACCUGAAAAGGUUCAUUGACGAUGCUCCUGGCAAUGCUGUUACUCUUUCUCUAGAGUACACCGACAGCAAUGCACGCUUUAAAGUGACCAUGAAGAUGGCAAAGGAGAAGGCCAAGAAUGCAAUCAUAGCAACUGGUUGGUCAAAGGCUAUGAAUACUUAUGAGAUCAAAGAAGGAGCCAUCUGCAUCUUUGAAUUCUACGUUGACAUGAAAGGUAAGCUUGCUCUGAUGAUCCACAGUCUACCUGAUGACUGUGAUGACUCUGAUUCAUCUGAGUCAUCAGAGUAAGUGCUCAACUUCCCUGAGUCAUCCAGUUAGUUAUGGAGUAUUAGUUGUCUUAGUUGCUAUGGACUGUUAGUUGUCUAAGUUGCUGAAGUAAGUGCUGAACUGCUGAACUACUUUUGAUGCCUACCAGUGGGCAUGCUACUUAAGAUGCCUGUGAUGCUUUUGUAUGUAAUGCCUGACAUGCUUUUGUAUGUAAUGCCUGACAUGCUAUGCCUGUGAUGCCUGUGAUGCAUCUUACUGCAAUGCCUGUGAUGCAUCUUACUGCUAUAUCUGUGAUGCCUGUGAUGCAU